AUGAAGGACAUUGGACAGCAGUUAUUCAGUUCACAGGUACUCGAUGGACAUAACUCUCUGACCAUGUCGCCUCGACAACCUCAUGCUAACAGAGCCACUCGGCCGGACAGACAAGAAGCUCAGGCGGCUUUGUACCAAGGCUCCGAGGCCGAGGCCGCCCUGAUGACCUCGGCCAUGUGUGUGAAGUGCAAGACCAUUCAUCAGGUCCCUCUUCGGGAUUUGAAAAAGGAGCCGGGGCAGAGCCUCCAGGAGGACAGCUUCGUGUGCUUCCAGUGCAGCUUUGGCGCGGCUUCUCCCCACUUUCCCUUCGGGAGCAGCGAUCCCAGCACGACCCACGGAGGAAGUCAAGCCGACCCCGUCGCCAGUCCCGGCAAUAACAAAUUCAAGGUAAGGAACUUUAAACCAGGCAAGUACUAUUGCGACAAGUGUCGCUUCUCCACGAAGGACCCUCUGCAGUACAGGAAGCACAUGCUUCAGCACGAAGAAAUCAAGUUCAUCUGUUCCCACUGCAGCCACAUCUCCUACACGAAGGGGGAGUUUCAGAGGCACCUGGUGAAGCACACGGGCAUCUUCCCCUACCGGUGCGAGUACUGCGACUACGGUGCUAUCCGGAACGACUACAUCGUCAAGCACAGGAAGCGAGUCCACGAGAGAGUCGGCGGGAAGCGGCAGCCCAAGGCCAUAGCCAAGCUGGAGCCGAAAAGGACCAGCGCGUCCAGACAAAGCGCGGAGCUCUCCAAAGCCUCCGAGCCGGGCACCGCCCUGCCCAGCAGGCUGUCCGACCAGCUCUCCAGGUUCUCCCUCCAGACAAGCAAAGACCGGGUGCGCAGCAUCACGCUCGUCCCCGAGCCGAAGGACCACCAGAAAGACGUGGUGUGCAUUCCAAACAGAGGGACCCUGUCGGAGCCGAGCGAGGUCAGCGUGCUGGAGAACAAGAGCGUGGAGGUGGAGGUGCUGUCCCCAGCCACAGAGCCCGUGCAGCCCGGGAUGCCGCUGACCGUGGUGGCGCCCGCCGAGCUCGUGGUCCCCGCCAACUGUUUGGCCCAGUUGAUAGACGUGAAGGUCGUCAACGGGACACAGCAGCUCGUUCUGAAACUGUUCCCUUUGGAAGAAAAUAAUGGCCUAGAAGCUGGCGGGGGUGACGGAGGUCAUGCUGAAUGUAGGACUAAAGAGAAAAGUUCGGAUGAACGAGGGAAAAGGCUCCCUGCAGAACCAACCAAUGCACUGACGACGGAAGGGGCUGUUGGAGAACCGGGCGGCCUCGAUAGCCUUCAGUCAGCUCAGAAACAAGUUAAGAAUGUGAAAUGGUCUUAUGACGUGUUCAUGUCAGAUCCUAGUGUGUACCCCUGUGGAGAAUCCCUUCUCAAGCCCGUUAGAGCUGAGGAUUUGCAGAGAAAGAGUCAUAUGUAUCCACACAGAACGGCUCUUCCUCCUGUUGCCUUAAAAGGUCACUCUCCAUCUUCUAUAGCAAAAAACAGUGUUCUGUGUGGCCUUGGCACUGCCCCCAAUCCUUUCCCAUAUAAAGCUGCUGUUUCUUUUACUGAAGACGGGAGGCAUUUGCACAGGGACCCCCAGAAGUUCCUUCCUCUGGCUGCAUCACCCACAGCCAUUUCCUUCUCCGGAGAAAGGGGAUUUUUGCCCGUCAGUAAAAAUGACUUGGAAUCUAGAAGCGAGAUCAGUAUUCCUGUGAGAAUGGUUCCAUCCUCUAGGAAGCUGAAAGACAACCAGACAGAGGACUCUAAGGCAGUUUCAAAUGCAGGCCAGAUUUCCUCUCAUCAUAAAAGUGAAUAUUUACACAUAAACAUAACAGGAGAAGACAGGAUCAGAUCUCAGCAGCCUGGGGAUAAGCUUUUGGAGAUAAAGAAAUCUGAAAGGACUAAUGACUCUUUCAGUGGCCCAGUCAUUUCAUCAGUAUUUUCUCUGAGCUCCGGGUCUGAAGACGUCCCUGAGGGCGUUAAGUGGAAUCACUCAACAUCCAAAAUAAAGUCAAUGGAGCUUCUGCGCAGAAGGAUCGCUCAGUUAAUUGAAUCCUGUGGCAGGCCUCCCUCUCUGGCUGCCAGUAAUGCACACCGUCGUUCUGUAGGGCAAGCGUCAAAGGGAACUUCCAAAGCUAGUCCUGAAGGUAUUCAAGAAAUUAACAUGGCAUUUGCUGGCCCUGGCUAUGCCACACACACUCUCUCCAAACCUCAGGACCAUAGUGGUGUUAGCAGACAGCUUACCCGUCAGCACAUAUAUCCACAGUUUGUAGAAGGCAGCAAUGGGAAAAUCGAAAGCCAAGUUGCUAGGAAGGCUCAUGUCGCGACUCCAGUGUUGAUCCCCAAAGGAGCCGUGUUGAGAGUUCUUAAUUCCUCUGAGGACACCCACAUUAUAGCGGCGACAUGUGAAGCCCCCGUCAGCAUCCCGUACAGUGAGACACAGUUAAAACCCAUUCCGUUGUGCCCCGUGAAGCAGACAGAUUCAGACUUACAGCCUUCAACAAGCGAAAGUGGACCAAUAGAAAUGUCCCAUAACCUCGACACAUCUCUCCGGCCUAAACCAAGGAAAGAGAGUGCUGCCGGGAGCACCAUCCUGAAAAAAGCUGGCCCCAUGCAUGGUCCGCACGGAAGCAGUGAGUUGAGUAAGCAAGGAAAAGUGCCCUCGAGAAGUCUUCCUGUCAAAAAUAAAACCAAGCAAGUACAUUCAUCCAAGAAGAAAAGCAAAAUGCAGGCCGACUCUGGCCUCAGUCUCAAGGAUCCUUCAAUUUUCCAGGUUGCAAGACAGCUUCGACUGAUAGCCGUGAAACCGGACCAGCUGAUUAAAUGCCCCCGUCGGAACCAGCCCGUCAUUGUGCUGAACCAUCCUGACGUUGACUCACCGGAAGUGACCAAUGUGAUGAAGGUAAUAAACAAGUACAAAGGCAACGUCCUCAAGGUCGUCUUAUCGGAGAGGACCAGGUGUCAGUUAGGCAUCAGACGGCAUCACGUUCGGCUGACCUACCAGAACGUGGAGGAAGCCAAUCAAAUCAAAAGGCAAAUGAUGUUGAAAAUGAAACUUAAAAAAGUCCAUAAAAACAACUACCAGGUGGUGGAUUCCUUGCCUGAUGACUCACAGUGUACAUUUAAGUGCUGGUUUUGCGGACGGCUGUACGAAGACCAGGAAGAGUGGAUGAGUCACGGCCAACGGCAUUUGAUAGAAGCAACUAGGGAUUGGGAUGUUCUUUCUUCCAAGGGCAAAUAA
Messenger RNA from Pipistrellus nathusii (Nathusius's pipistrelle), 3216 nucleotides. The record is from the annotation of a GenBank genome assembly. NCBI's taxonomy places the organism in Eukaryota, Metazoa, Chordata, Mammalia, Chiroptera, Vespertilionidae.